Molecule: messenger RNA, 2016 nt
Organism: Solanum dulcamara
Lineage: Eukaryota; Viridiplantae; Streptophyta; Magnoliopsida; Solanales; Solanaceae
Product: probable hexosyltransferase MUCI70
Exons: 6
Coding region: 134-1555 (473 amino acids)
Source: RefSeq, a predicted model, not a curated record
AAUGCGUCGGUCACCCUUAAGCUAAUACUCUGCUGAGAAUUUUUUUUUUAUCAGAUCAAGGGAUCAUACAGCAAGCUGCCGACGACGUCGUUCCGGCUGCACUGCUAAAUCUCCGUCUAGUCGCCGCCGUUCAAUGUCGUCGUCGUCGAUGUUAAACAACAGUGUCUCCAUUACUGUCUCCGACGACGAGCCCGACGAAUUUGCCAACAAGCUUAGGGCACGAGCUCGAAGGAAGAGAAAGAAAAUUGGCCUCCGAGGCAAAACCGGUUUCUCUCAUAUUGUCCUGAAAAAGCUCCUGAGAUGGUGGCCUUUUCUUGUAUUCUUACUAGCCGCAGGUCUUCUCAUCUUUGAAGCCUCUCGAAUUGGAAGAAGACCUAGUUCGGUUGUUAAAAAUUCGAAUCCCGUGACUGGAAAUAAACUUGAUAAGCUUGUUGAGAAGAAAGCGCCGACGAACUUGAAUCGCCUUGAUCCAGUGACUCAUGUUGUCCAUGGAGUUAGAGAACCUUGCUUGAAGUUACUGCCAGCUGAAGAACUUGAGCAUCUUGAUUUCCCCAUGGAUAAAGUACCUGCCGAUCCUAUUAAACGGGUGGUAUACAUCACAGAGGCCAAUCCUGCUUCUGUAGAUCAUUUUGAGCAACACUCAGGGGCGUCAAGAUUUAAUUUAUUCACAGGAAACCAAACUCUCAAGCAAAGGGAUGAAAGUUUUAAGGUGAAAGGAGCGGAUGCAUCCAUUCACUGUGGUUUUUACAGUGAAAAAGGAGGCUUUAGGAUUUCUGUUGAAGAUAGAAGUUAUAUGGAAUCCUGCAAAGCUGUGGUGUCGACUUGUGCAUUUGGUGGUGGAGAUGAUCUCUAUCAACCUAUAGGAAUGUCAGAGUCAUCUCUCAAGAAGGUUUGCUUUGUGGCUUUUUGGGAUGAAAUUACACUUUCAUCCCAAGAGGCAGAUGGCCAUAAAGUUGGUGAUGACCAUUAUACUGGAAAGUGGCGCAUCAUCCUUGUUAAGAAUCUACCUUUCACAGACCAAAGGUUGAAUGGUAAAAUCCCAAAGAUGCUGGCCCAUCGUCUCUUUCCAAAUUCUAGAUAUUCCAUUUGGGUAGAUUCAAAAUCCCAACUUAGGAGGGAUCCAUUGGGUGUGUUGGAAGCUCUGCUCUGGCGUUCAAACUCUGUACUAGCAAUCUCAGAACAUGGGGCUCGGAGUUCCGUGUAUGAUGAGGCAAAGGCUGUUGUAAAGAAAAACAAAGCCACCCCGGAGGAAGUUGCCUUGCAGCUAGCACAGUACCGUGCAGAUAGACUCCCUGAGGAUAAGAGAUUCAAUGGGAAAAAAGCUCUAUCUGAGGCUUCAAUUAUUGUGAGAGAGCACACACCAUCGACUAAUCUGUUCAUGUGCCUAUGGUUUAAUGAGGUGGUUCGCUUUACAUCCCGUGAUCAACUGAGUUUUCCAUAUGUCCUUUGGCGGUUCAAAGAAUUCAGGAAUAUCAACAUGUUUCCUGUUUGUACACGCAAGGAUCUCGUCAAUAGCAUGGGUCACAUAAGAAAAGCAAAGCCUCUAACAAGUUGAUGUAUAUUCAUGGUUUUCACGAGAAGUAUAGCUGAAACAAGAAUGCUCAGGUUUUUCUCCAAGUUUUGAGCAUAUUUGCUUCCCCUUUUAUAUGUGCUGCUGAUGACAUUGGAUAGAGAGAUCAGAUAGGAUUAGCAUAUUCCUAUUUAUUCUUCAGAAUUCAAAAGGGCACUGUUUUUUGCAGCCCUGGUGGGAUAGGGAGAGACCGAGAAGGUUUCAUCGAAGGGAAGAAGAAAAAAACAGUGAUGGUAUGUUGUGCAUUUGAACAAAGUGGCCUUCUUUAGGUCUUUUUUUCAAUCUAUUUAUAAUUCUUUUGUCGGUCUACGUACACUGUUAAAAUUGUGGUGUGUUUUAUCAAAUGUGAAGCACCAAGUUUAGCUCUCUUGAAUUAGUGUAAACUGUUAUGUAAAAUAUUUCAUUGGAUAUUUGGUUACUUAAUUGUAGAUGAAAACUUAGUACUA